This is a messenger RNA of Zasmidium cellare ATCC 36951, 1602 nucleotides long. RefSeq lists its product as uncharacterized. NCBI's taxonomy places the organism in Eukaryota, Fungi, Ascomycota, Dothideomycetes, Mycosphaerellales, Mycosphaerellaceae. The transcript has a single exon. The record is from RefSeq and is a predicted model, not a curated record. The coding region runs from base 1 to 1602 and encodes 533 amino acids.
AUGGCGUCUCCCAGUCGAUUGCCAGCGGCACGUCGCCCAGCAGCCUCCAGCGCAAAGGCCCGCCCGAUGUCCAUGUUUGACGUUCCCACUGAGCACUUGAGGAGGUUACAACAGAUCGGGGAUGGCAGUGGAUCAGGUUCAGAAAAGUCGGAAGGGGGUGCGACAUCCAAGCAGUCGAAGAGACGGAGUCUGCUACCAACAUUUUCGCGGAGGACUCCAGUCGAGGACGAAAGAGAGACCGUAGCCACGAUCAGGGAGGAUACAUCGGAUAGUGACGUUUCAGUGAGGCCAGGAACAAGAGAUGAUACAAAAUCAAUGCCGCCUCCCCCGAAGCCUAGUCGGCCGACCUCCAUGAAGCCGCCAGGCGCCGUGGCUCCUGCAAGAACAACAAGCCUACACGCAAAGACAUCGUCCAAAGACACCAAUGGGAUGUCGAAGGCAACAGGCGGAACGGCCAUUACACAAAAGCCGGAUCAAGGCAUCAAACGAAGUGGCUCUACAAAACUUCCUCAGGGGUCGAAACUGGCAGCGCCUGCAUCAAAUUCUACGCAACAAGCCAUACCAACGCGCGGUAGUAGUGCCAGGGCGACCACCUCAACCACAGCUCAGAAACGUUCCUCAGUGAUUGUAUCCAAACCGCCAACCCUCGAGCCCACUUCCGGCGACGUGCAAUCGAUACCAAAAGGGGCUCCCCCAUCGCCUGCCCGGUCUACAACAUCGCGUCCUAGCACACGCAGCAAUGCAGCAGCGCCCACCUCGAAGCCCUCGUUCUCGACUUACCAGCAGCAUUAUAGCCCUGCUAAGUCAGCGUUACCGAAACCAGGAAUACCCAGCGGCAAGCCAGCAGCAGUCGCCAGACCACCUACUGCUAGUGGCAGAGAGGGAGAGGUGCCCAUAACUGCAGAAGUUGCUUUGGAGCAAAUCGACCUGCUUCAGCUAUCGCUUUUGCAUCGAUCAUCAGAGCAAGUGCUGGCCGAGUACGAAGCCAGCGCCAGACAGAAGUUGGCCAAACAACACGCCAGACUGCGAAAGGAGUACGAGUCGAUUCGCGGUCACGAGCUGGAGCAACGCAGACUCACGAACCUGUCCGCCAUCGAGACCUGGUGUCCCGACCACGCGCUCCUCGCUGAACACCUUCAAACGCUCAAUCGCGUGGUCACAGCACUCCGCAUGCACACCGAGCCAGGAAGUCGCUACUCCGAGCUAUCCGACACCUUCGACUCCUGGGCCACAAAAGCAGAAGCAACUCUCUUCGACGACACGCAAGCAGCAAGCUUCAUCGAGGCUCUCCCAGAAUCCUGGCGAGCAGCUCAUACAUCUUUGGCGCUCAAGCUCCGCUCGAUCCAACGAGACCUGGACACACUACCUCCUGUGCCGCCACCAUCAUCUUCGGACGUCCAAUCGAGUUUAGAGAUCAUCAUGGACAAUUGCUCGUCGCUGGUCGAUGACAUGCUGAAGUCAUUGGAGGUAAUGACGAAGCUGCAGAAGGAAGUGCUGCAGCGAGGCAAAGCUCGGAUUGACGAGCAGAUCAACGCGUUGAUGUCAACGGGUCAAGACGCAGAGAAGGAGAAUUGGGUACCGGCAUGGACAAGCGUUUCAUGA